Strongyloides ratti is the source of this 333-nucleotide messenger RNA. RefSeq lists its product as hypothetical. The record is from RefSeq and is a predicted model, not a curated record. Lineage: Eukaryota; Metazoa; Nematoda; Chromadorea; Rhabditida; Strongyloididae. Bases 1 to 333 code for a protein of 110 amino acids. The transcript has 2 exons.
AUGGAAUUUAUUAAUAAAGCUACUGAAUCUUGCAAGCAUGCUGUCAAUGCUACAGGCAAUGCACUCGGAAAUGCUGUUGAAGGUGCAGCUGAAGCAAUAAAAACUGGAGCGGAAAAGGUUGCCUCUGGAGUAGCUGAUGCUGGGCAUUUAAUUUCAUCAAAAAUUGCUGACGGUACCACCGCAACAAAAGAUGCCGUUGAGGCAACUGGCGAUAACAUUGAAAGUAGUGCCAAAACAGCCCAUAAUGAAAUUAAUAAUGUAGUUGACUCUACCAAGAAAGCAUACAAUGAUGGUGUUGUUAAAGUAGAGAAAGCAGUUAAUGACUUGAAAUAA